AUGCUUCCUGAGGUUGCAAGCGAGCGGACCUCGGGACCAAUAAGGAUGAUGUCGGGCUUCACAACCAACAAGGCGACCCACGUCGUUAACUUUCGCAAACGCCUGUCUGCCUUGGAAAUGCAAGGCUCAUUAUUGUCGCGUAUGAUGGGACCAGCGCAUCAGGAUGUAGCAUUCUCGCACGACAGUCUAGUCAAGAACCAGGUGCUGCUGCUACAAUUGGUAAAGUCGCGAUGUGCACGAGGCAGGAGGCCUAAAGUAGGAAUGCAUUACACCAACAAUUCUGCUGACGAACCCAUCGGUGGAAAUAUCGGCUCGUUCGCUGAGUUCUCCAAGAGCUCUCGUGUCGCCUGGUAUAGCGCUAUCACGGUAUACACGUUCGGCUCCAUGUGCGCCCUUAUAUCCGCAAUUUUGACCUCCGGGGUUCGGGGGGUAUAUGUACCCAGUUCCGGCGUUCGCAAUGACAAUGUCGAGGUGCUAGAUUCUGUGUUCUUGCUGCAGCGCGGCAACGGCCACUUGCGCGUCCUUCUCGACGCUUGCGUCGAGCUUCACGAUCACGAGCCGGCUGUCGAGACCUAUGAGCAGCUUUUGCAGUGCAUGUGCGGACGUGAAGGUGUAAUCUUCUACCUCUUCUGGUAUUUUAGUCGUGAAAGUUUGACGGUGGUGGUUGUUCUUGCUAGAAGAGUAUGA
Messenger RNA from Alternaria alternata, 687 nucleotides. RefSeq lists its product as hypothetical. The transcript is spliced from 2 exons. The record is from RefSeq and is a predicted model, not a curated record. Lineage: Eukaryota; Fungi; Ascomycota; Dothideomycetes; Pleosporales; Pleosporaceae. The coding region runs from base 1 to 687 and encodes 228 amino acids.